Molecule: messenger RNA, 591 nt
Organism: Dipodomys ordii (Ord's kangaroo rat)
Lineage: Eukaryota; Metazoa; Chordata; Mammalia; Rodentia; Heteromyidae
Gene: Ms4a5
Product: membrane-spanning 4-domains, subfamily A, member 5
Exons: 5
Coding region: 1-591 (196 amino acids)
Biological process (GO): cell surface receptor signaling pathway
Cellular component (GO): plasma membrane
Source: RefSeq, a predicted model, not a curated record
AUGAAUUCAAAUACUGCACACAGUCCCAUGUUCCUGAUAUUUCCUCCAGAAAUUAACAGUCCGGAAUAUAAGUCAUCAGAAUUCACGGCUAAGAUCUACUACUCUCAAAACUUCCUGCAGAAAUUUCUUGUUACAAAAAUGAAGAUCUUAGGGGCCAUCCAGAUCCUGCUUGGAAUUAUGGUUUUUUCUUUUGGAGUUGUUUUUAUUUUCCUCUUGAUAAAACCAUACCCAAGGUUUCCCUUUAUUUUUCUUUCCGGAUAUCCAUUCUGGGGCUCUGCUUUGUUCAUUAUAUCCGGAGCCUUCCUCAUUGCAUUGGAAAGAAAAAGCACAGAAACUCUGCUAAUCGUGAGCCGAGUGGUAAACAUUGUCAGUGCCCUCGGAGCAACAGCUGGAACCAUUCUCCUCGUGUUUGGUUUCCUUCUAGAUGGAAAUUAUAUCUGUGGCUACUCUCGAGACCGAUCUCCAUGUGAGAAGAUUACCAUUCUGUUCACUGGAAAUUUGAUUUUGCUGUUGAUAUUUACCAUUGUUGAGUUAUUCAUCUCUCUGACUUUCUCAAUUUUUGGAAGCUACUCAGACAAAGACUAUAAGUAA